UUUCAGAGAGAAAAUGAAAAGUUGGAGAGUAAAAGUACUACAUCUUAUUAUUGUGAUACUUAGUUUAUGUGCUACAAAAAAUGAAGCUUAUAAUCAGCUAGAUUACAACUAUUAUGAAACUACAUGUCCGUUUUUAGAAGACAUUGUUAGAAAAGAGAUGCUAAGCAUCAUUGCAACUGAUGUUUCUUCUCCUGCUGCCUUUCUUCGCCUUUUGUUUCAUGACUGCCAGGUUCAGGGAUGUGAUGCAUCAAUUCUACUGAAUUCAAAAGACUCGGAAAUGAAAUGUUCCAAGAACUUCGGGAUCAGAAAAUUUGAAGCGAUUGGUAAACUAAAAUUCGUCUUGGAAGCCGCAUGUCCAAGGCAAGUAUCUUGUGCAGAUAUAAUUGCUCUAGCAGCAAGGGACUCGGUCGCGCUAUCGGGUGGACCUUCAAUACAAAUUCCACUUGGACGAAAGGACUCUAGGACUUGUAGCACCAAACAAGCUGAUGUUCAUCUUCCUUCGACCAGCAUCGACGUCGAUCAAUUACUCCAGAUUUUCAUGAGCAAAGGAAUGAAUCUACGAGAGUCUGUGGCAAUUCUAGGUGGACAUACACUAGGAGGAGGGCAUUGCAUAAACAUUGUGGACAGACUAUACAAGCCAAAUCCAAGAGAUGAAAUGGAUCCCAAUUUUCAACUAGCAUUAAAACUUGGUUGCCCUACUAAAAUUCCUAUGACAAACUUUACAGUAAUACCAAAUGAUAUAACACCAACAAUAUUUGAUAACCAAUAUUAUAGGGAUAUUAUUAUGGGCAAAGGCUUGUUUAGCAUCGACUCCACCAUUUCAAGGGAUCCUCGCACCAUGAAUAUUGUCAAUCAAUUUGCUGAUGAUCAAGAGUUGUUUUUCCAAGCUUUUUCUUCUGCUUUUGUUAAGCUUUCUUCAGCUAAUGUUCUUACUGGGAACAUGGGUGAAGUUAGGUUACAAUGUGAUCAAGUAAAUCGAUGACAUUAUUAUUAAUAAUCUUCGUAUUUUAAAUCUUUCUAUGUCUCUUAUAUGUUUAUAAUUAUGUUUAUAUUAUAUAUGUAUAUGAGUUUCAUAUGAAUUAGA
Chenopodium quinoa (quinoa) is the source of this 1084-nucleotide messenger RNA. RefSeq names its product peroxidase 29-like. Lineage: Eukaryota; Viridiplantae; Streptophyta; Magnoliopsida; Caryophyllales; Amaranthaceae. The transcript has 3 exons. Gene Ontology annotation, biological process: response to oxidative stress; hydrogen peroxide catabolic process. The record is from RefSeq and is a predicted model, not a curated record. Gene Ontology annotation, molecular function: peroxidase activity; heme binding. Bases 14 to 982 code for a protein of 322 amino acids.